CGCCGAUCCCGGGGGCUUCUGGGUAGCGGCUUACCCCCGCCCCCCGCGCCGGCGCCUUCCUUUCCGUCCCUGACGCCGCCGAGGUCGCACGCGUGAGGCUAUCUGCCGCCGAGAUGCGCUACGUCGCCUCCUAUCUGCUGGCUGCCCUCGGGGGUAAUGCUUCCCCCAGUGCCAAGGACAUCAAGAAGAUUCUGGACAGCGUGGGCAUCGAGGCGGACGACGACCGGCUCAACAAGGUCAUCAGUGAGCUGAACGGAAAAAAUAUAGAAGAUGUCAUUGCCCAAGGUAUUGGCAAGCUGGCCAGUGUGCCCGCUGGUGGGGCCGUGACGGUCUCUGCUGCCCCGGGAUCUGCAGCUCCUGCUGCUGGUUCCACCCCAGCUGUGGCAGAGGAGAAGAAAGACGAGAAGAAGGAGGAAUCGGAGGAGUCGGAUGAUGAUAUGGGAUUUGGCUUGUUCGAUUAGAGCCCUGUUUUCCUGCCAAUAAACCCUUUUUACGUAUCUCGA
Molecule: messenger RNA, 503 nt
Organism: Suricata suricatta (meerkat)
Lineage: Eukaryota; Metazoa; Chordata; Mammalia; Carnivora; Herpestidae
Gene: RPLP2
Product: ribosomal protein lateral stalk subunit P2
Exons: 5
Coding region: 114-461 (115 amino acids)
Biological process (GO): cytoplasmic translational elongation
Cellular component (GO): ribosome; cytosolic large ribosomal subunit
Molecular function (GO): structural constituent of ribosome
Source: RefSeq, a predicted model, not a curated record